This is a messenger RNA of Anguilla rostrata (American eel), 1270 nucleotides long. RefSeq names its product eukaryotic translation initiation factor 2-alpha kinase 1-like. The transcript has 5 exons. NCBI's taxonomy places the organism in Eukaryota, Metazoa, Chordata, Actinopteri, Anguilliformes, Anguillidae. The record is from RefSeq and is a predicted model, not a curated record. Bases 214 to 1020 code for a protein of 268 amino acids. Gene Ontology annotation, biological process: protein phosphorylation. Gene Ontology annotation, molecular function: double-stranded RNA adenosine deaminase activity; RNA binding; eukaryotic translation initiation factor 2alpha kinase activity. Gene Ontology annotation, cellular component: nucleus; cytoplasm.
AAAUUUGUUGUUUACUUUCUUUGCUGGCUUAUUUUACAGGUGACUAUUUAUAAAUGAGGCAUUGGCUGUCAGUGUGACCAUGUUUCUCUGAAAGAAGACAAAAAUGUUGAGAAAAAUACGUUAAAAAAAAAAUAAUCACAGAAGAUUACGAAUGACCGAGUGGUUUUCACAGGAGCGUGGCAGAAAGUGACAGAGCACACAAUACCAGUGUCUAUGUGUGAGAAUACCAGAGCAAUGGAGAACUUGGAGGAUAAAAUAUGUGCUUUCCUAAAGAGAAAGGAAGCUGGGGCCCCGUUAAAGGCCUUGGAGAUCGCCAAAGGUGUGGGGCUGAAGACAGCCAAAGACGUUAACAAGGCCCUGUACAGCUUACAGGGGAAGGGUCGUCUGCAGAAAGUAGGGGACAGCCCGCCACUCUGGUCUCUAGGGGGGCCUUCUCGGUCUGCUGCGGUGAAUGACACGCCCAACCCCACUGGCACUCCCUCAAAGCACAAAAUAAAGACAAUUCUGAAGUCACACACCGGCCGUGAAGGAGUUACAGCCAAGGAACUGGCGAGGGAUUUGAAUCAACCGAGCAGAGCUGUUAACGCCCAACUGUACGACAUGCUGAGCAGGGGAGAGGUGGAGAAAUCCCGCUUGUCUAAAGAUGGUUCUUUCUCCUGGAAGUGCACUGAUGAAGAUGGCAGCAACAAUAACAGCAAACUUUGGCGUGACGCCCCAGGUGACUCAAUAACGUCAACAGUCGAUGAAAGCAGUGACAGUGACACAUCUGUUUCAACUUUCUCAUGGUUUCAGAAGAACUACAGUUCAGUAAAGAAGCUUGGUGAAGGUGGCUUUGGGUCCGUUUUUAUAGCGAAAAAAAAGAUUGAUGAGACCUACUAUGCGAUUAAGGUGGUAGAAUUUGACAAGCAUGCAUCACGUGAAGUCAAAGCUUUGGCACACUUUAACCAUCCCAACAUUGUGCGUUACUUCACAGCUUGGGAAGAAUCAAGUCCCCUACAGUCCAGUGAAAGCGGAGAGUAAUGAGACAUGCUUAUGAGCUAAUUCUUCGCUCUUAUUAAGUCAUGUUUGUUUUGUGCAAAUAAAUACACGUUUUUAGUGAUGGUCAACAUUUUUUUUUCAGGUCAACAGAUGAAGAGGACGAAACAGAGUCAACAAACGCAUCCAGCAAAUCAAACAGUGCCCCCAAGACCUACCUCUACAUUCAAAUGGAGUACUGUGGCAGAGGGACACUGAGUAAAUGGAUUACUGAAAGGAACCGCGGGGUAACCAG